AUGCGGAGUAAAAAUAAUUCUUGUUUGAUCGCAUUAACAAUGGGUACAAUCUUCCUUUUUAUGGUGGUGUUUUAUGGUGCUACCAAUUUACAUGUAAGUCCUUCUAGUGGGGUGAAGUUAAAAACCGACUUUCAGAUUUCGGGAAAACAGUUGUAUAAACUAGACAUCUCCUGGCCCAAAUAUUCAGAACAUUUCACCGGCCAAGUGUUCGGUGUUGCCGUGAACCAUCUAGCAGGCUUGGUGUAUGUUGCACAGAGGGGAGAUAACGUGCCCAAAGUACUAGUGUUCAGUACGGAUGGAGACUUCUUGCAGGCCUGGAACACGACCACUUUGGAGAUGCCUCAUGGUAUUUUCUUGGCAAACGCGUCGAGUAACCCUUCAAUCUGGAUCACGGAUGUCGGAAAUGGGCCGUAUGGGCACACCAUUAAACAGUACUCUCCAUCUGGCAAGCUGAUGCAGACAUUGGGCUCAGCCGGAAAGGCAGGUUCUGCUGUGAACCCACUACAGUUUGACCAACCAGCAGAGAUCUUCGUCCACAGUUCAGGGGAGAUCUACAUAGUAGAUGGAGACGGAGGCAUGAACAAUCGCCUGAUCAAACUAUCCAAAGAUCUCCAGAUUCUGUGGAUGCAUGGGGAGAAGGGACAGGGGCUCGCUCAGUUCUACAUUCCCCACAGUGUGGCAGUAGAUAACUACCAGAGGGUUUGGGUGGCUGACAGAGGGAAUAAACGGAUCCAGGUGUUUAACUCUGUAACAGGUGACUGGCUAGGAUCGUGGGGAAGCUGUUUCACAGAGGAUGCGCCCUAUUCUGUCAGGCUAACACAUGAUCAGAAGUACAUGGUUGUGGCACAGUUAAACACAAACCAAGUUUCCCUCCUGGAGGCUCCACCUGUAGGGAUAAUCGGACAGUGUCAGGUGGUGAGCACCAUCCAGCUGGCGGAGGAUGUUAAACCUCACCUGGUUGAUAUCGAUCUGAAAACUGGCGCUCUCUAUGUGGCGGAGAUCGGUGCCAUGCAAGCCCAGAAGUUUACGCCUUUGACCCUUGGCAGUAAUGUAAUGUGAGUCAAAGUCCUGUGAGUCUGUUACUGCAAAGCACUAUGAAGAUUAUUCUUUUUCACGGGGAUGCAGGAAAUUAAAAUGGAAAUAUUUGUCCACAAAAGAUAUUGAAUCAAGAAACUUUGACUUUACACACCAUUUAUUAUCAACGAAUCUUUUUAACGAACCUC
Messenger RNA from Chanos chanos (milkfish), 1223 nucleotides. Its product is annotated as NHL repeat-containing protein 3-like. The coding region runs from base 1 to 1059 and encodes 352 amino acids. NCBI's taxonomy places the organism in Eukaryota, Metazoa, Chordata, Actinopteri, Gonorynchiformes, Chanidae. Gene Ontology annotation, molecular function: ubiquitin protein ligase activity; protein binding. The record is from RefSeq and is a predicted model, not a curated record. Gene Ontology annotation, biological process: protein polyubiquitination; proteasome-mediated ubiquitin-dependent protein catabolic process. The transcript is spliced from 7 exons.